Molecule: messenger RNA, 4644 nt
Organism: Octodon degus (degu)
Lineage: Eukaryota; Metazoa; Chordata; Mammalia; Rodentia; Octodontidae
Gene: Ppp2ca
Product: protein phosphatase 2 catalytic subunit alpha
Exons: 7
Coding region: 2265-3194 (309 amino acids)
Biological process (GO): peptidyl-serine dephosphorylation; mitotic cell cycle
Cellular component (GO): cytosol
Molecular function (GO): protein serine/threonine phosphatase activity
Source: RefSeq, a predicted model, not a curated record
UUGGCAGGAUGCUUUAAAUACAUAUAAUUAUAUCUUCCCUCCAUUCAUUGGUAGUGGUGAGCCAAGUAAUUUGAAUCAAGAGAAAAUAACACCUGUAUUAAUGCUACCAAGGAGGAGCUCACACUGUUGGAAAAACAUUGACAUUAUAAUUUUAGCACUUGGGGGUGUUCAAUAGUUUUUAAUUUACCAAACUAACAUCACCAAAAUCCCUGCAGAUAAGAGAACAAAGGCAAAGAGAAAUUAUAUAGACCCUGCUCCAUAUUUCAGUCCUUAGAAGGACAACUGUGACUAUGGCUGAGACCUUGUUAGUUUGAAGUCUGAAAUCCUGACCACUGGCUUCUCUUUUCUGAGCGCCUAGCUGCUGCUUGCGUUAUCAGACAGGAUCAACUUUUACACAGGUGCAGGAAAUGGUGAGGAAUAAGAUAAAGCCGCAGACUGAGUAUGUGGACACCAAGGGAUGUGUUUUUCCCCCCUCUUUCAUUCCACGGGUUUAGAACUCUCAGUUGGGGAUCUUAACUGCAAUAGGGGUCAGAAUUGGAGCUAAAAGAACUUUCCCUGGGGCUGGUUAAAUUAAGUAUACGAUAAGCUUCCUGGAGGAGGAGUUCUUGGCAUACCGGUGGGAGGCACAAAAGGAAAGCAGAUAAGUCUUCAGCUUGGGGAGGCCAAGUGAGUCAGUCUUGCCAAGCAGGCUGUAUGGAUGAAGAAUUUUCAGCUGCACCACUGGAUGUGUAGGCCACGGUGCCUUCUCAGCCUGUAGGUUGGGCCGCAGAACUAGAACACUCUUUCUGAGUGUUGAGGGUACGCUUGGCGUCAGGGCUGACUGCGAUGAGGGUAGGGCCUUAGAAGACAGGCAACCAGGGUUCAGCUUUAGCUCUUGUUAUGGUUAGCAACCUUUUGGAAAGCUGCUAUACCUUUCAAAUGAUGGGGGUAUUGUAAGCUCUCGCUGCCUUUUCCAAACAUUUUCCAGCCAGUUCUGUUGCAGGAACACAGACUCCAUCAGGGUAGAAUCUCAAAUCUGCUUGGAUGACCCUCUAUCCCUCAGGGCAUGGGGCCUAGCAAAUAUUUAGCGCCCUACAAAGCCACAUAUUUCUGUACAGAGAGGAACAAUAAAUGCUUCGCAAACUCUAAAGAGACCUAAUUAGGCCAAAGUCCCAUCUCCAGGGUAUCUGAGCUUUAAUGGGAGCAUCCGUGUCUUUCGAGAUGUCCUCUAUGAAGCAGGCCAGGGCGGCAGUUGUUGGGGGCUCAGUGCCAGCGGGAAUCGUGGGAAGGCGGACACGCGAGGCGCGGACGGGACCGCGAGGGGGGCGUGGUCCCCGGCCGCAGAGAGUCCAGGCCCGCGCCGGCCGCAAGCCGGACGAGGUGUGGCCGGGGACAGGUGCGCGCCGGGCCCUCAGGUGCGCUGCGCGUCACGCCCCCGGCAGGGUCACUCCUCCGCCCACGAGUGACCUAGUUACACCGUGCGGGCAGCGCCCAGAGGUGGACACAGGCGGUGAUCCCAACCAGGCUGCCACUCGGUGCCCAUUCCGGCCUCCCAAGGUGCGGCCACCCCACACAGUUCCAGCGCCGCUGGGCCACGAAAGAGCUAUAAGGUCGCAGUUCCUGGUUCCGUGACCCGGCUGCCACUUCCCAGGUGAAGAGCCGAAGGGUGUCAACCGAACCGUCCUCCCGCGGGACCGACCAAGGGUUCGGGCCUCCAGGCGCCCCCGCCCACCGCUGCACUCGACUGCGCCUGCGCGCGCAGCUCGGCGCUCCGCCGGAGCCUGGGUGUGAGCACUGCGCCUGCCCGGAUUCCGUUCUUUCCGCCCCCGCGACCCCGCCCUUCCAGAGGACCACGCCCCGAAAGCGAAGGCGCCUCAGUCCCCGGCGGCUGCGCCGAGCAGCGCCGGAUCCCGCGUUUGGUUCUUCAGUGUGCGUCCCUCCUCCAGCACAGCGGCCGGCCGCGGCCCUUCUGAGGUUGCGCAGUCCGCGUCCCGGCCCUUUCCUUGCCUCGGCUCCCCGCCGCCCCCCGACGCCGGCGUGACGUCAGCACGCCGGGCGGCCGCCAUUACACGGCCGAGCUCCGGAGCUAGGGGAGCUGAGGAGGAGGCGCAGCCGCCCGCGGCCGAGCACCGCAGGGAGAGCCAGCGAGCCGCCGUUGGCGCCCAGCGACCGUCGGGGACCACAGACACACCCCAGGAACCGGUGGCGGCGUGUGCGUGUGGCCCGUGUGCGGGCGGCGGCGCGGGAGGAGCGCUCAGCGGCAGCCGGUUCGGUCGGGUGGCAUCAUGGACGAGAAGGUGUUCACCAAGGAGCUGGACCAGUGGAUCGAGCAGCUGAAUGAGUGCAAGCAGCUGUCCGAAUCUCAGGUCAAGAGCCUGUGCGAGAAGGCUAAAGAAAUCCUGACAAAAGAAUCCAACGUGCAAGAGGUUCGAUGUCCAGUUACUGUCUGUGGAGACGUACAUGGGCAAUUUCAUGAUCUCAUGGAACUGUUUAGAAUUGGUGGCAAAUCACCAGAUACAAAUUACUUGUUUAUGGGAGAUUAUGUUGACCGAGGAUAUUAUUCAGUUGAAACAGUUACACUGCUUGUAGCUCUUAAGGUUCGUUACCGUGAACGCAUCACUAUUCUUCGAGGGAAUCAUGAGAGCAGACAGAUUACACAAGUUUAUGGUUUCUAUGAUGAGUGCUUACGAAAAUAUGGAAAUGCAAAUGUUUGGAAAUAUUUUACAGAUCUUUUUGAUUAUCUUCCUCUCACUGCCUUGGUGGAUGGGCAGAUCUUCUGUCUACAUGGUGGCCUCUCUCCAUCCAUAGAUACACUGGAUCACAUCAGAGCACUUGAUCGCCUACAAGAAGUUCCCCAUGAGGGUCCAAUGUGUGAUUUGCUGUGGUCAGAUCCAGAUGAUCGUGGUGGAUGGGGUAUAUCUCCUCGGGGAGCUGGUUACACCUUUGGCCAAGAUAUAUCUGAGACAUUUAAUCAUGCCAAUGGCCUCACGUUGGUGUCUAGAGCUCACCAGCUGGUGAUGGAGGGCUAUAACUGGUGCCAUGACCGGAAUGUAGUAACAAUUUUCAGUGCUCCAAACUAUUGUUAUCGUUGUGGUAACCAAGCUGCAAUCAUGGAACUUGAUGAUACUCUAAAAUAUUCUUUCUUGCAGUUUGACCCAGCACCUCGUAGAGGGGAGCCACAUGUCACUCGUUUUACCCCAGACUACUUCCUGUAAUGAAAAUUUAAACUUGUACAGUAUUGCCAUGAACCAUUUAUUGAUCUAAUGGAAAUGGGAAGAGCAACAGUAACUCCAGAGUGUCAGAAAAUAGUUAACAUUCAAAAAACUUGUUUUCACACGGACCAAAAGAUGUGCCAUAUAAAAAUACAAAGCCUCUUGUCAUCAACAGCCGUGACCACUUUAGAAUGAACCAGUUCAUUGCAUGCUGAAGCGACAUUGUUGGUCAAGAAACCAGUUUCUGGCAUAGCGCUAUUUGUAGUUACUUUUUGCUUUCUCUGAGAGACUGCAGAUAAUAAGAUGUAAACAUUAACACCUCGUGAAUACAAUUUAACUUCCAUUUAGCUCUAGCUUUACACAGCAUGACUGUAGAUAAGGGUAGCAGCAAACAAUCAUUGGCGCUUAAUGAAGAUUUUUAAAAAUAAGUACCAUGCCUCUCCUCUACUUGUGAGUUUUGAAAUUGUUUUGUUUAUUUUCAGGGAUACUGUUUAAUUUAAUUGUAUGAUUUGUCUGCACUCAGUUUAUUCCCUUCUCAAAUCUCACCCCCAUGUUGUUCUUUGUUGUCCGAACCUGGUGAGUUAUUCUGAACAGAAAUGUUUUCCCCCUUCCUGUAAGACGAUGUUACUGCACAAGAACACUGCAGUGUUUUUCAUAAUAAACUUGUGAACUAAGAACUGAGAAAGUCAAAUUUUAAUUGUAUCAGUGGGUAAGACUGGUGCUGUUUAAAGAUAAAUCAAUUAAUAAACUUUUGAAUUUGUAGAACUCUAGGUAAACAAAAAAUAAAUACGAAGGCCACUAUACGACCUCUCCAGUAACUUUUUGACAUUCUUCAGAUGAGCUUCAGGAUUUAUUUGUAUUACCUAUGGUAUAAUUUGUCGUAUUGCUGAUGUACUUUGAACUUGUCUUUAGGAAAGGAAAUCUGUGCUGCUUUGGUAAGAUCUAACUGUUAAACUAUGUAACAUCAGGGUUAAGGUUUUAGGAUUUAAGUGGCAUGUUUUCAGGUAGAGCUUAAAUGAUGUGUCUACUUAGUGUAGUUCCUGGUUAUAAAUAUUAUAUUGCUAUGUAUAUUUAAGAGUUACAUGAACUUUUUAAAAUAAUUGACAGACUGCUACGUUAACAAAUAUCUGUACAUUGCCUGUUGAGUCAUGUGAUCUUAAUGUCUUAGAAAGCUGUUAAAAGCAUUAAUCUGUAUUCUUUAAGUGAUAAUCAGUGAAAGCAAAUAGAAAAUUAUUAUUGGAUCGUUGUUUAGUGUAAUGUACAUUUACCCAAAGGGAAGUGGCAUUUGAAGUGCCAGACAUUUAAUGAAUCUUCCCCUUUUUAUCCUUUGAAUAGGAUUAGAAGUUCUGUGUGAACUAAUACUUGAUUUUUUUUAAGCUACCAGGGUAUAUAUUUCACAGCACUAAUCAUUAAUAUGUGUGAGUAUAGUUAAUAAACAUUUCCUUGCUUUGUA